AUGGUGAGAAUCCACAUGAGUAGCCCAAUUCUUCAACGAUCAAAAAGCUUCAAGAACGCUCAUUAUGCAAAGAUCACUAUCAACGAUAAAGAAUUUAGAAUUUCUCAGUCUCAUGCAGUUUCAAUGUUCGAAAAAUUUUACUCUUGUUAUCUUUUAGACUCAACAUUUAAUCAUCUUCAUAUAAAUUGUAAUGUUAAGUACCAAGACUCAUACGAUGCCUUUGCACAUUUAAUUUUAUAUGGAGUUGCCGAUUUGGAGUGCAAUGAAAACGUUCUAAAAGAUCUUUUUGCAAUAGGAAAGGCUCUUGGAUGUGAGGAACUUAUGAACCUAUUCAAAGUAUACGUUGUUGACAAAAUGGAAAUUGAUGUUGAUAAUUGUCUCAAAAUUCUUGAAUACUAUAUUGAUAUAGGUUCGGAAGAAAAUAUUAUUAAAUGUAUUGAUUUUGUUGCUUCAAAAUUUUACACAAUUGACAUAGAAAAACUGAAAUUACUUUCAAUUAAAUUCGGAUUUGAUGUUAUACAAAGAAUACUCAAUAAUGACAAACUUGCUAUAGCUACAGAGGAUUUAUUAGCCAGUUAUAUCAUAGCCUUGACCAAAAAGAGCAAAAUUUUCUUUCCGUUAGUUGAAUUGAUUAAAUUUGAACACUGCAGCGACCAAAUUGUGAAAGAAAUAUAUGAAAAUACUGAUAAACACACAUUUGAGUUCAUUACUAAGUCUCUUUAUGAAGCAUUGAUUAGAUCAAGAGAUCCGAAGAAUAUUGAAAGAUCAAUUUAUAAAUCUAAAUAUUUCCGAAGUGGAAACGUCAUUAUGUCUUGUUCUUCAACUUAUGACGGAUCUCCUCAAUACAUAAAUAAGUAUGAAGAAGAUCAUUACUUUAUGAGUAAUUCUAAUUCAUGGGUUGAAUGGAGAAUUAAAGAAAAAUAUUCAAUUCAGCCAUUUGAAUACAUUCUUAGAAUUGCUCCAGAAAAUAAACAUGUUUCAAAUCAUAUUCAAUCAUGGAAGAUUGAAGGAAUUACUGUUGAUGGGGAAUCUAAAGUAAUUUCUGAAGUAUUUAAUUCUCCAAUGAAAGAAGGUGAAAUCAGAAAAAUCCCAAUUAAAGCAAAUGAUAGAUUUAAAUCAUUUAAAUUGAUUCAAAAUGGAACAAAUGUUGAAGGUAAUUACUAUCUUUUAAUUGAUGCAUUUGACUUUUCAGGAUUUAUAUUUGAAAUCGAGGAAAAGAAGAAAUAA
Messenger RNA from Trichomonas vaginalis G3, 1227 nucleotides. RefSeq names its product protein ubiquitination. The record is from RefSeq and is a predicted model, not a curated record. Bases 1 to 1227 code for a protein of 408 amino acids. Lineage: Eukaryota; Parabasalia; Trichomonadida; Trichomonadidae. The transcript has a single exon.